CGCUGAAUAAUGCACGCUGACUUGUUCGUCAAGUCAAUAAAACUGUGUUGUUUUAUAAUCCCAGUUCAGACUGAUUAGAUCUUGCGGUCAUUGGAUCCCUCCUGACCUGGUCCAAGCGGGGCAGUGUUCCAGGACAUGUGGAACUCUCAGGGCUGGAAACUGCUCUGUUGUCCUGCUCUAUUGUCCCCUGACCACAAUGGCUGGUAUGCAGACGAGGAGGGCAGGGCGCGGCCUCUGAUACAUUUAGAAACCUGCAUACAAACGCAGGAAUUCCUGCAAGGUUCUUUUCACUUUCUUGCCUUAGACGGGAAGAAUUUUGCAAACAAGUCAUCUCCUCCGGGUCCGUAAGAUUCUUUUCUCAACCCUGGACUGAGCAACGCAAAGUUAAUGUGAGUGAAUCUUUGGCGCUACAGAACUUGGGUUGUAAACUUGGAAAGGUGUUUGCAUCCUAAUCAAAAGGGAUUUCUACCGUUGAAUUUGUGACAUGCUGGGAGCACAAUAUCAGCUCCUUUUACUGCAACAUCAAAAAUGACUACGAUUGAAGAACCAUAACUGCAGGAGGAGUUACCAAAAGUGCGGAAGAGAUAAAAGCAGCAACAAAAAGAAUGAACGUGGAAGCCAAAAAUCAAAGGUCCCCUUUGCUGUUCCUAUUCGCACACACAGCGUGCGUGCGUGUGUUGUUAAUCAACACAAGGUGCCUCCGUCUAUGUGUGCACACAUAGAAACACACACACUUUAUCACACGAGCCGAGGACUCCCCUGCAGAAAUGAUUCCUCCUCUGAAUUCUUUCUCUUUCUCUCUUUCUCCCUUUCUUUCUCUGCCCCAGAAAAUGCAAACAAAUAAGAGAAGGAAAAAAAUGCCUUUUGUGAGAUAGAGGAUGCAUCCCACUGUACUAUAAAUAACCCAGUCAAACUCUGUGUUGCUAAGGCUGGCUCAGUAGCCGCUCUUUCAUCAUUCCUCACCCCUUACUCUUCUCUUUCACUGCCUCCACCACCCCGGCCUCCGCCUCCUCCCUCUUUUUGUUGCUCCUUCUCUCUCACUCUAUCUCACCCUCAGUCUCAAAGGCAAAUGAGUGAGAGGGAGGCAGUGCCGUCAAUAUACUCGUGCUGUGAUGCUGAAUGCCUGAUUUGCUCCAUUAACAACAUUUCCCGUCUCCCUGUUGAGCUGUGGAGUUGUUGGAGUUAUUGGAGUUGUGUAAUCAUGAGGAAGAGAUCGUAUACAGUCUGUAAGAAAGCUCCAUCGGCUUCAGUCAGAGAAACAGGUUCUCCUCCCAGGUUGAUAAAGAUGGAAGAAUUGAGAGGUAGUGGUAGUAGUGCAAGAACCAGCCGAGGUCAUGUUUGGUCUGAUGACAAGUAAGGUAGUAUACUUACAAAGGUUUGAAGGGUUGAAAGGUCUUUCCUGAUUCUGGUGUAUCCAGAAACAUAUUCAUCAACUUGAGAAGAGCAAGCAGAAGGAAGCCAAAGAGGAAGAUGAGAGAGGAACAACGGACCUGUCAGAGGAAGAGGUGCGGACAAGCAUAGAAGAAUACAACGCUCAAGUCUCUGAAAAUGGCAUGAAGCUGGCUUUAGACGGAUCCUACACAGGCUUCAUUAAGGUCCACCUGAGGCUCAGUCGACCAGUCACAGUCCCCGCUGUGGAGGCGGCGGACUCGGAGGGAGAGUCCAGACAGACGUCUGGUCGCACUCGGGCAACGGCGGAGGGCCAGGAAGGGACGGACUGUGGGCAGAGUGAAAAGCGGACCUCCUUCUACCUACCCAGUGACUGUGUGAAGCAGCUCCACAUCAGCUCUCUGACCACCACCAGAGAGGUCAUCCAGGGCUUGCUGAAGAAGUUCAUGGUGUUGGACAAUCCCCGCAAGUUUGCACUGUACAGGCAGACACACCGCGACGGACAGGAUCUGUUCCAGAAGCUUCCUCUGUGUGAUCAUCCUCUUCUUCUGAGGUUGAUAGCGGGGCCUGACCCGCAGCACCUCAGCUUUGUCCUGAAGGAAAAUGAGACUGGAGAGGUGGAGUGGCAUGCAUUCUCUGUCCCUGAGUUACAAAACUUCCUGGUAAUCCUGGAGAAAGAGGAAGCGGAGCGUGUGCGGAUAGUGGUGCAAAAAUAUGCUGCGUUCCGACAGAAACUACAACAGGCCCUUCAACAACAUGACCCCUGACCCCAUGGCCUGAUACCUUACGACCUUAACCCAGGGAGAGACUGACCUCUUAAACGCUGAGCCCCUGAAGACACGUAAUCUAUUCAGAGACGGGAGAAGAGCUGAACUUUUCGCCACCCUCCGCACACAGAAGCACCCAAACAUACAGGAUAUCCACACUUCGAUGCAUACCCUUUCUCAGGACGCAUGCAACGAGCCCCCUCCACCACCCAGACAUCCACUACCCGAGGGGUGAAAAGGGGGGUGAAAGGUCACAGGGUGUGUGAGCUGAUAGCUGAUUGGGCAAGCAGUGUUGCCAAGGACACACACGCUGAUAUGAAUUAUUAGAGUUUUUAAAGAUUCCCUUUUCUUCUGCUGCUGCUGCUACUGUAAGUGUUACUUAUGCAUGAGUGUCUCUCAGCUCAGCCCCCUGCACAUAGAACUAGAAGGAAAAUGGAAGGCAUGAAUUAUUUUGGAUGAAAGGACAAUCAUACUGAGUGUUCUUUUUAAUUCAAUUUUUCCUGGAAUUGAUGUUUAGAGUUAUCAACUGAUGUAUUAUGUCUCCACUGGAAUAUAAGAGGCGUUUGCGGUCAAGGCUGGAAGCAGGGGGCUCCUUUUUUCAUUCGGAUGCUAGAGCAAGAAAGAAUGGAAAUGUGAGAAAGCAAGAUCCAUUCUUCCAUUUGGCUGAUUUUUCUCAGGGAGCAUACGUUGAGCAAAGAAACUUAAUACAACACCCUGUUUCAGACAGCUUUGUCCCAAAUACCAGCCUUUUCCAUUUGAUUCUAUCAUAUUAUUUUCCUACUUUAGCGCCACAUGAAAAGACACUGUCUUGUGCUUCGCGGACAGAGGAGGUCUCGGAUCAGACCCGGUCACCAAACAUCUCCCUCUCUUCUCUCAGACAGUAACUGUGUUUGAUUUUACCUCCCUAAAUCCCCAUACAACCACCUCUGCAUGGACUGCUGAGCGAGGAAAUCUGCAGAGCUCUACAUAUUUUACACUUUAUUGUAAAAGAGAUUUUACACUGUUAUUAUGAGUUGCAUUUGAAUGUGAUGAUUUUCUUCUUUUUUCACACCAAAGUUUAGAGGAACCGACAUAUUGAGAGGAUUUUAAAGGGAUACAAGACAUUGACAAAUUUAUCUAACUAAAGGUGGUGUAUGUUAAGAAAUAAACAAACCAGCUUUUGUUUUUGCACAUAUAGAUGGAAGUCACUGAAUAGCCUACAUCUUUGUGGGCGGGCAUGCAUUUCUGCUUCUGUUAUCUUUUCAUCUCCCCACAUUAAACUAAAAAAAAAAAAGUAUAUUGAAUUCAUGGUAAAUGGCUAUGAUGUACCAAUGAUGUGUUUGCAAUGCAUAUGUAUUGUGUAGACACUGGAAACUGAGUGAAAAGGUUUAACUUGCUUUGUUUUGUUAUUGCAAUGAUUAUUAAUGAUUCCUGCUGGUUUGUGUGUGUGUGUGUGAGAGAGAGAGAAUGAAUAGUGUUUUAUAAUGAGUGCCUGUGUAUUAUCAGUGCCCCCUCAUUGGCCUCACUUAUUGAGUCUUAUAACAUGCAUUGUGUGCACAUGUAACAUAAUGCAUCACAACUACAAAUUAGCUUGUCUUAGAAACAAUAUGUGAAAUGCAUAUAUCAUAGAAAGCAUUUACAAUCUUCAUUUCCCACACAUUAUUCAUCGUUUUGGUAAAACCAUAGAAAUAUUGAUAAAUGAGUCCAAAAGCUUUGAUGAUGAUUUUUUAACGACACCACCCAAAGCCCGAGCUGUUGGGGCUGGCAGUGCCUUUUUGUUUCAUGUGCCCCUGUGGAUCUAUGGAAGGUGUGUUUCCGCACACAGGUGCCUGAGUGUAUGUGUGGGGACUUUUGCAAGUGUGUAAAUCUGUGUUUCUUGGGUGGUGGUGUACAUGUUUCUUUCUUUCUGCUCCCCUUAAUACAUUAGUCUUUCCAACAACACUGUGUAUGGGUUGGUGUGUGAUUGUGGUGCGUGUUAUUUAUUUCAUGGUCCACCUCAUUCCUAUAAUAUUAUCUCAAGGAUGGUAAAUCCUUGAUGCUAUUUUUUCUGCAAUGUAUUUUGGUUGAUUUGAAGUGUGUGUGUGUGUGUGUGUAAAAUUAAAGCAGUAGAACUGUACAGAAUAUAACAAAAAAAAUAAAAGGACAUCCUUUACUUGAAUGUUGAA
Molecule: messenger RNA, 4300 nt
Organism: Gasterosteus aculeatus aculeatus (three-spined stickleback)
Lineage: Eukaryota; Metazoa; Chordata; Actinopteri; Perciformes; Gasterosteidae
Source: RefSeq, a predicted model, not a curated record